UUAGUUUAUGGAGGGUAGAGAUACCUCUACCCUCCAUAAGUUAGUUGUAUGGAGGGUACAAGUACUUCUACCCUCCAUACUUAGUUGAGCGUAAUAACCCCUAUAUGUCAAGAAGAAUAAAGUAGUUCCUAAGUUAUUUUUCCAUUUGAUAUAAAUACUUUCAAUGUUUUGUUUCUAAUUGUUCUUUAAUCUGAUAAUGGAAUCUAUUACGUCACUAUAAAAAUUCGUGUUCCCUUUAAAAUAUAAGUUCCUUAUAUUAAGUAUAAAUAAAAAGUGUAUCAGUUUGAUAAAAAAAUAACGCGGUUUGUUGUAUGGUAGUCAAGGAGACCGUGAGGCAGACAAGUGACACUGACCGGGCGUCGUCAGUUUAAUUAAUAAUUAAUUUCUAAUUAUUGACACAGACAUCAAGUCAUAAUUUAUUAUUUUUAGUGUAGAGUUAAAGAGAUUUGAUUACCAUGACUACAACAGGAGGUCAGUUUACUUUAGCAUCGUCUACAGGAGCUGUUCAUAGUGGUAACAAUUCAAUAGCUGAGGUGGAAGUCAAGCCAAAUAUUAUUGUUGUUACUGCUCCAAGUACUAAUAGUACAUCUACUAUAGCACAAAGCCAAUCUACGAGGAAUCAACAGAUUAUUACAGUGGUCACUAGUCCAAACUCUUCAAACACCAGCAAUCUACAGCCCAUACAGCUCGUAGUACAAGAUCCUUUGGAAACUGCUGCGGAUUCAUCGAAUGGUUCAUCUGGAACAUCUGCUCACGUGACAGCUCAAGUAGUAGUGAACACAACUCAUUCAGGUCAACAUAACCUUCUAAAUUCGGACGCAGCAUCUUCAUCUACCAGUGGAAUCGUUAGUGGUUCACCUCAUUAUAUUACCGUAACAGUAUCUGGUGAAGGUGAAUCAAUCGGUUCCGAGUCUGUGCCGCAUCCAACUUAUGUGCAAUACGUCGAAGGAGACGGCUCAACUUACAAUAUAACCAAUGGACAAAUGACUUAUCCGGUUUACGCUGUCGGUGAAGCAGGAACCAUGUACACUUCUUCUUCGAGUCAAUAUUACACAUCAGCUAACACACCAGUAACUUAUACCCAGGUUUCAGGACAAGGUUCAAAUACAACUGCUAGUCAAAUACUAUCGCAAGGUAACGGUACUUACUUAAUUCAGCAGAAUAUCAUUGAUAAUGAUACACCUAGUCACACGUUGAUCUCUACGUCAGCGAGCCGAACAAGUCCGCAAACUGAAAAUGCAGUUCAAUGGUUAUUAGAAAACUACGAGACAGCUGAUGGUGUAUCUCUGCCAAGAUCAACGCUUUAUAAUCAUUACUUACGUCAUUGUUCUGAUAAUAAACUAGACCCUGUGAAUGCAGCAAGUUUUGGUAAAUUAAUUCGGUCUGUCUUUCUUGGUUUAAGGACUCGGCGCUUAGGAACCCGUGGUAAUUCGAAAUACCAUUAUUAUGGAAUACGAGUAAAACUGACUUCAUCUUUGAUGAUGUUAAAUGAAGAUGGAACAUCGCGACAUCAACCAACUUCAAAUAGUCACACAAAACGGUUCAAAUUUGUUAGUAAUCAGAAACAAGAAUCGAUGUAUGAAAACAACUCCCAUGGAAACACAAAUAUUUCUUCGAGUAAUUUAUCGUCACAAUACCAUCAGUACUUGGGUGAAUCAAACGGUGCUAUUCCUGCGUUUCCUGAAAUAAUUGUUAACCAUGAUUCAUCUAUCCCUGAAGAUUGUACUUUAGAAGAUAUUGAUACAUUUCGUAGUAUUUAUCGUGAGCAUUGUGAAGCUUUUCUUGAUGCUGUUCUCAACUUUGAGUUUGGUACAAUUGAAAGUUUAUGGCGUGAAUUUUGGAGAAGUCAAGACAAUAAUAAUGGAGACGAAUGUGAAGAAGAGAAAUAUUUAUCGAAAACAAAACUUUAUCACAUGUGCAAAUGUGAUGAGGUACAAGAUUUUAUCAAAACUGUUGAUUAUACAUUUUAUCAAAAUUUAGUAGAAGUACUGAUGCCAGAUGUUCUUCGUCCAAUACCCAGCACAUUAACACAGUCUAUAAGAAACUUUGCAAAAGGAUUGGAAUCAUGGUUAACGGCAGCCAUGAAUGACUGUCCAGAGGAAAUGAUGCAAAUUAAAUUAACAGCUGUUUCGGCUUUUGCUCAAACUUUACGAAGAUACACAUCUUUGAAUCACCUUGCUCAAGCUGCGCGUGCAGUACUUCAAAAUUCUAGUCAAAUAAAUCAAAUGUUAGCAGACUUAAAUCGUGUAGAUUUUCAUAACGUCCAAGAACAAGCCUCUUGGGUUUGUCAAUGCGAUUAUGCAGUGGUUCAAAAAUUGGAAGCAGAUUUCAAGGUCACUCUACAACAACAAAAUUCAUUAGAACAGUGGGCUGUAUGGCUGAAAAGUGUUGUUACUCAAGUUUUGAAGCCUUUCGAGGGUAAACCAUCGUUUUCUAAAGCAGCUCGUCAAUUUCUUCUCAAAUGGUCUUUUUAUAGUUCAAUGGUUAUUCGUGAUUUAACAUUACGUAGUGCAGCCAGCUUUGGGUCUUUUCAUCUCAUUCGCUUGCUAUAUGAUGAAUACAUGUUUUAUCUCAUUGAACAUCAGGUCGCUAUUGCAACUGGUACUACUCCAAUAGCAGUUAUGGGUGAUAAAAAUCAAGCUUAUCAGAUAAUCAAUGACUAUGACAUGACUUCCAACGGAAGUGUUUCAAGUAUAAAUGAACAAAAACGGAUCAAAAUCAGCUAACUAAGUGCUAGUGCUUUGUAGGAUUCAAUCUUUGUGCAAUUCAUACAAUUUCUCCAACACUUAAAUUCAGUUGAUUAACAAGAAAGGUUUAUAUAUCAUGAUUUCACAAAUUAUAUCAUUUAGCAGCGAAACAAAUUAUAAUUAAAACAAUUAAGUAUAUAAUUCAACAAAAUUUUGCAGUCAUAAAAUUCAGUAAUAGCUAGUUAUGCAGAGAUUAACAAAACUGAAAAUAAUAAUAAUAAUUAUUAUAGUGACACUAACAAUGACAAUGUUUACGAUACUCCAGAGAAAACAUGAACCGUCUUUUUCACCAAACUGCAUUCGAGUCUAUGGGACCAUUCAUAAUAAAUGUUCUCUCAGUAAACUCAUCCAAAGAUAUAAAUAAGUGAUUUAAAGUCUCUUAUUUGCGCGAUUUAUUUUUUUGACUGUAAAAUUAUAAACUUGUUUGUACUAAUAAGAAUUAAUGUAUCAUUAACAAUUGAUGAAGAAAAAAAAAAAAAAAAAAAAAAAGAUCAAGCUU
Messenger RNA from Cotesia glomerata, 3246 nucleotides. RefSeq names its product DNA-binding protein RFX2 (gene Rfx). The transcript is spliced from 15 exons. Gene Ontology annotation, biological process: regulation of transcription by RNA polymerase II. The record is from RefSeq and is a predicted model, not a curated record. NCBI's taxonomy places the organism in Eukaryota, Metazoa, Arthropoda, Insecta, Hymenoptera, Braconidae. Bases 456 to 2726 code for a protein of 756 amino acids. Gene Ontology annotation, molecular function: DNA-binding transcription factor activity, RNA polymerase II-specific; RNA polymerase II cis-regulatory region sequence-specific DNA binding.